This is a messenger RNA of Dioscorea cayenensis subsp. rotundata (Guinea yam), 1041 nucleotides long. RefSeq lists its product as uncharacterized. Lineage: Eukaryota; Viridiplantae; Streptophyta; Magnoliopsida; Dioscoreales; Dioscoreaceae. The coding region runs from base 1 to 1041 and encodes 346 amino acids. The record is from RefSeq and is a predicted model, not a curated record. The transcript has 3 exons.
AUGGUUAAGGCCCUGCAAAAAAAAUUCAAGAUGCCACAGCUAACAACUUAUUCUGGAAAAGGUGACCGUUACGACCAUAUGCAAAACUAUGAUGCGGUGAUGCUUCUACAUGGAUGGGAGGACGCAAUCAUGUGCAUUGCAUUUCAACUUACUUUAAUUGAGCAAUCACAGAAAGAGAGCCUGAAGGACUAUGUUGAAAGAUUCCGUGCCGCUACCUUAGAAGUACAAGAUCUUCAGGCCAUAGUGGCAGUAUCAGGAAUGCUUCAAGGGACAAGAUCAAGAGAUUUUCAAAAAUCCCUUUCCCUAGAUCAACCCCUUACUCUUGGAAAUCUAUUCAAUCAGGCUAAUAAGUUUAUCCUUUCAGAUAAUGUCAUGAGACACAUCAAUGCUGGAAAUAGAGAUAAGAAAAGGAAAGAUAGAGAUGAAACAAAUGAUGAAGGGAGAAAGACCAGAAGGGGAAAUGAACACAGACAAGUUCCAAAACUCAAAUUUGAGAACUUCACACCUUUGAGCCAACCAUAUUCUACCAUCCUAGCAAGUAUAGAAGGAUAUGGAAUCCUUACCUUUCCUCCUAAGUGUGCCAAGGAAAACUUAAAAGAUUUGUCUACUUGGAAGCAUGGAGAAAACGAGAAACCAUCUUACUCAAAAAAGGAAAGGUAUGAAGAUAACAAGGGGAUGAAUGAUAUAAAAAGACUCCAAGAUGAGGGAGAAAACCCCCACUUUAGACAACAAGCAUCUCACCCGGCAAUACAUGUUAUCAUUGGGGGUGAAACCUUAGCAAGUGAAACCUCUUCAUCAAGGAAGGCUUAUGCAAGGCAAGCUUAUGAAGUUAAUAACAUCAUGAAAACUCAAGAGAAUGAAGAACCUAUUACUUUUACUUCCGAAGAUAAAGGAGAUGUAGUCAUGCCCCAUGAUGAUGCCAUGAAUAUUUCAGCAACUAUUAUGAAGUUCUCAGUAAAGAGUAUUCUUAUUGAUAAUGGAAGCUCUAUAAACCUUAUCUAUUGGAACUGCUAUGAGAAAAUGAAUUUAUCAUAUGGUUGA